Gasterosteus aculeatus aculeatus (three-spined stickleback) is the source of this 1200-nucleotide messenger RNA. RefSeq names its product glutamine amidotransferase class 1 domain containing 1 (gene gatd1). NCBI's taxonomy places the organism in Eukaryota, Metazoa, Chordata, Actinopteri, Perciformes, Gasterosteidae. Gene Ontology annotation, molecular function: glyoxalase III activity. The record is from RefSeq and is a predicted model, not a curated record. Gene Ontology annotation, cellular component: cytoplasm.
UUGUUGUCAGGUGACAUUUACUUCCUCAAUGCGGACUUCUAUUCAACGAUUUCACUCUGAUUUCUCGUCAAUAAUUUCAACCACGGCUAAACACAUUUGUUGUUGAAGGAACAAGAAGAUAGAUGAAAUGUCUGCUAAACCAACGUGUUUGAUUGUGGCGAGUGCGUCUCCUCAAGGAGUGUCGGCAGCGUCUUUCCAUCAGUCCUUCAGCCUGGUCGCCUCCGUGUUUAAUCUCCAGACAGCCACUCCUGGGGGGAAGCCGAUGGACUUUGUUGGAGUUGAUGAAAGCACUGCCCGAUGGGUGCAGGACUUCAACCUUAAGCCCUACGCGACACCAGCCAAACUAGAAUCCGUAGAUGGUGCUCGGUACCAGGUGCUGCUCCUCCCGGACUGUCCCGGAGCGCUGAACGACCUGGCACACAGCGGCUCGCUGCACCGCAUCCUCACGCACUUCAUCGCUCACCAAAAGCCGGUUUGUGCAGUGGGACAAGGCGUGUCGGCACUGUGCUGUGCCACUGAGGGGCAGCGGUGGAUCUUCGACGGCUACAGCUUAACUGGGCCCUCAGUGUUUGAACUGGUGCGGAGGCCUGACUUUGCCAACCUGCCCUUGGUGGUGGAAGACUUUGUGAAAGACAGCGGUGGAUCAUACACAGCAAGCCAAGAAGAUGCUGUGCAUGUGGUAAUAGACAGACACCUGAUAACUGGCCAGAAUAUGCAGUCAACCUUACUUGCUGUAAACAAUCUGAUCUUGCUGUCUAGUGCCAAAUAAAGAGGUUUUACAUAAAGAGUACUCCUAUUGAACUGCUUGUUCCACAUUUAUAGUCCUGUAAUUGAACAAACAUUUAUCUCAGACACAUAUUGGAAGAAGCCGAGUCAGAACAGAUGUUUGGCAACUCUCAUUUCUCAAUGCUGUUAUAAACAAGAAAAGGCUACACAAUCAAAUGUCAUGAUUCACAAAUACGAGAGAAAAAGCAGUGAAGGAUGCACCUCCACAGCAAGCAAAGCUGCUUCGGGGAGCAGAAAUGUGCGAAGUGGAGAACAAAACAGCAGAAGCGUUGGACUGAAAAGAGAAGAAUAUAACCUUUCAUUUAAACGUUCUACAUGUUGAUGGUCAUGCACCCGCUGUUGUUAAAGGGACGACUCACUGCACUAAACUGACUAAAAAAAUACCACCAAUGAUAAGGAAUAAAACAUGCUGAA